GCUCAAGCGGUGAACAUGUCUGAAACGCGUCUCAAUCUUAAGCGGUACAUAAGCGGUAGCAUUGUGUUCCAUCUGGCGCUGGCCGGGCUCCUCGUAGCGGUGAAUGGUCAGUCGGGAACAUGGAACAAUGGAAAUGGCGGCGUUGGCGCCUGGUCGAAUGCCCAAACGGGCGGAGGCAUGCAUCCGCCGGGGAGCUUGAGCAGCCAGGACCCGCAGUAUAGCUACGGCUAUGCGGGCGUCGACUCCCGUGGCACGUAUGGCGGAGCGGGUGGCAACGGUGGCUACUAUGUGAGCGGCACGGAUGAGCACGGACGGCCCUUCUCCUACAACGGACAGGGGCAGCCCGGACAGCCGGGCUACAACAUGGGAGGCCGACUCGAUCCGGGAUAUCCCGGCAGCUAUGGCUAUCGGGGCGGAGCAGCAACGAUCACCCAUGGCCGUGGUGUCAUCUCGCUGGGCGUGGCCGUGACCCUGGCCCUUGGCGCGGCACUGCUGGGCAGGAGAUCUUGAGGGGGAGUCUUUGUUGGUUUUAUAUUUUUUUUUUGCUUACCUUCUAAGUUUAAUUUAUACAAAUUAUCGAAACGUGUGAAUUGUUCAUUAAAAGAGAAAAGUUCAGAUCGAGAGACAA
This is a messenger RNA of Drosophila persimilis, 628 nucleotides long. RefSeq names its product glycine-rich cell wall structural protein. Lineage: Eukaryota; Metazoa; Arthropoda; Insecta; Diptera; Drosophilidae. The record is from RefSeq and is a predicted model, not a curated record. The transcript is spliced from 2 exons. Bases 16 to 510 code for a protein of 164 amino acids.